AUGAGAGAUGCAUCUUCCGAGAGAACGCCGUUGUCUCUGACAGAGCUACCGUUGAAUGUUUUGUUCCAAAUAUUGUGUUUUCUAGAGAGGGAAGAGCUAAGAAAUGUUGCGAGAUGUUGUCGAAUGCUGCGAAUAUUGGCCAACGAAAAUCUAAUGCUCUCGAAUAGUCUGGUGGAACUGCACGGGUGCCGAAAUCAGUGGACCAGGAGAUUGUUGUUUGACGUUUUUGAUAUACUGAAUGGGAGCAGAAACCUGCUCAUGAAACUGACGCUGGAACACAACGUUUCCGUUUUCGAAUCUGUACGAUAUGUCCAGCAGAGGUGUGAAUUGGAAUGCCAGGCGAGCGGCACGCAGAUGCUCUUGCUUCGGAACGAAGAGGAGAACUUUGUGGAACAUGUACGAAACGCCAACGAGAAUAACAGAAAGAACGACGGUAAGAUGACCUAUCUGAAGAUCCUGCAGGGAUUUAAUAACCUGGCCCUGGCGGCCCGGGACUCUAAUAAAAGUGAAACCAUUCAGGAAGAAGUAGAGACGCCGACGAGAAGUGGCGAUCCUGUGAGUUACGAACCCGCCCUAGACGAGACAAAAACAGUCUCGCCAGCGGUGUCAAACUACUCCAAAUCAUCUGCAGCGUCUAUUUUCUCCGAUCUUCCGCCUAAACUGUCGAACCGCGGUUGGCAUUCGUCGAUCUACGAGCUCGAACAUGUGUCGGACCACACAGAUGCCAGCACCUCCGAUAGCGACACGUCAUCGUCUGCAGAUUCGAUAGUGCGCUUGAGAAACUCCACCAAAGUGAGAGACAAAGCAGCACUGUUCGAGAAAUUGUUCUCGGAAGACUACGAAGUAAGCAAAAGCCCAAAGAAAUGCCGGAAAAAGAAGUCAUAUGGCGCUUUAGCAGCCACGACACGCCCAGACUUGGCGGGAUCGCGACCGGCAAGCGGGAAGAGGAGUAUAUCCCAGGGAUAUCUCGAAGAGCUCGCGAGGUGUAAUCUCGCGUCUCAGCCCAGCUCUCUUCCCGGUUCCAACGAAGAACAAACCUCGCAAAAUCCCAUACUCAAAUACCAAGAUCACGUCCUGAAUGAGUACGACGUGGACAUAAACACAUUGGAGGACCAGACCGACAAGAGACGUACAAGGCCCAGAGCCAGAAUUUUUCGGAGAAGUAAACUGACCGCUUUUGUUACGGACGACAACAAAAUAUGCUACGAAAAAUCCUAA
Messenger RNA from Torulaspora globosa, 1218 nucleotides. RefSeq names its product Mfb1p (gene MFB1). The coding region runs from base 1 to 1218 and encodes 405 amino acids. Lineage: Eukaryota; Fungi; Ascomycota; Saccharomycetes; Saccharomycetales; Saccharomycetaceae. The record is from RefSeq and is a predicted model, not a curated record. Gene Ontology annotation, molecular function: protein binding. The transcript has a single exon.